UUCAAUGACGUCAUAGACAAUGUUCAGUAUUUUUUAGGGUCACAUUCAUACGUCAUUAACGUCAAAUGUUACAUCAACAGCUCAUGCACACAUGCAAUAGUAAAAAGACUUGAUUUUAUAUUGUAACGUUAAUAGAUGGAAUGCAUGUUAGUCUUUGAAUGAUCGAAAAGACAGUACAUAAGAAUGACUGUAGAACAUCGGCUGAACGUUGUUCUGGUUUUGAUUUUAUGCAUCAACGGCGACAUUUUGGCAAACUCAUUGUUAGAUGAUAAACACAUAAAUGAAUUCAUCAACUCUAGGAAACUUCGUGAAGAUGGCUUUAAUGAGUUUGAGUUGACAUCAGUUCAAGAAAAUAUAAAUUCAAAUCAACAGAGCCUAGAUGCUGCGUCAAUCCAUCGACGAAGAAGAUCCUUAGACCCUAGUAAAUUAAUUGACAUUACAAUAUCUGCAUUUGGGGAAGCGUACAACAUGAUUCUUCAACAUACACUGUCAGCACUUCAACCUUCAGCUAAGGUGUCCAUUAUAGCUGAUGAACAAGAAACGGAAUGGAAUGGUGAUCAUCCGGAUUGUUUCUUGAUUGGAAAUGUCCAUUCUCAUGAUGGAACUGCAUCGGCAUCAUUUUGCAAAGAAUUGCAAGGAAUGAUGUCAACUAACGACCAUGAACUUCACUUUGAAGUUUUACCACAUCAUAUCCGAAAACGUAGUAUAUUAAAAAGUGAACAGCAUACAACACUGAUAGCAAGAAAACGACGUGAAGAUUUUAAGUUCGCAGAUUUAAGCAAAACGAAAGAUUACAUUCUUAUUAAUCAAACUGAACCCAACCACCAAAGAAUACACAAACGAGCGGUGCCUUCUUCUGAUUUUACAAUAGAAUUGGCAGUGUAUGUUGAUGCUGACUUCUUGGCUUAUAAAUUACCAGCUACUGAUAUGACACGCAGAGUGGAAAUGAUGCUUUUGAAAUAUAAUGCAGUACAGUUUGAAUGGGGUCGUGCCGAAGUUUUAAAUUAUAACGUCACUCUAUCAAUAAAGCUGAUGACGUUUUUUGAAACAAAUCCGUCCUGGUACAAUGCUUCUACUGCUCUGUCAUAUCCCUUGAAUACUAUAUGUACGGGAACUCAAGCUGGUCUAGCUUACGAUCAUGUUCAUGUUCACACAGGCAUUCCGGAACCAGCAUUAGGAGGACUAGCUUACCAAAAUAACAUUUGCAAUCCUAGAUAUAGAUGUGGUGUUUCUGCAGAUGGACCUACAACAUAUGUCGCAACAGUCCAUGAAAUUGGUCAUAACAUGGGUAUGUUUCAUGACGCUGAUAGAAAUUGUUUAUCUCCAGACGUUGGUGUUAUGGGUGGCGCUGGUGUCGGAUGGAGUACAUGUAGUGUCAAUGAUAUGAACACUAUGUUACAAACAGGGAACCAUGGAUGUCUAUGGAUAGACAAUAUUGCUGAUAAUGAGGUCACUCCAGCAUCACUAGUAGGAAUAACAUUAGUGCCAGAACUUUUAGGUCAGAUGAAAACAGCAGAUGAAGUAUGUGAACAGUUAUACGGAAGUGGAUUUAAAUACCGUGAAUAUCCAGAUGUUGUUAACCCUUCUUGUAACCUGUACAGUUGUGUCGAUCAUAACGUUGGGAACGCACAUGGUCGGAUGUUCAAGCAGCCUAAUUCUAUUACCGGUCUCUACUGUGAAUAUCAAAAGAUCUGCUUUGCUGGUGCCUGUAAAGCUUGGUCUGAAGCUCAAUUAUCUAAUCUUGAAGUACGUGCAGGAGGAUGGUCAACCUGGGAAUCAUCGACUACCUGCUCCCGGACAUGUGGACGAGGCCUUGUAUACAGACGAAGAAGAUGUGAUAAUCCGACUCCAAAGAACAGUGCAAAUUGCGUUGGAAAUGAGUACGAAGCUGAAGGCUGCAAUCUUACGCCCUGUGCUGGGGACAGUAACAAGGAUUCUAAUCUUAUAAAACAAAGAGCAUCAGAGACUUGUCAAAAGCUUAUUGAUAACAACAUCAUUAAUGGGACUGAAUAUACAGCUUCAGGAACUAUUUACUCAUCACUAAACCAUGGUGUAUGUGAAGUUUUGUGUAAAUCAGCUCCGGGGUAUACUAGACCUGAUUUGACAAGAUUUGGAUUGAUAGAAAACGGUACACCAUGUCCUGGAACUUUAGAUGCAGCUGAUGCAAAGCAAUAUUCCCGACGUCCAGGGUUUUAUUCCGCUUGCUUAGAGGGUUAUUGUCAGAGAUUCGACUGUAACAAUACUCUGAAUGCUGGAGUAUUUGAUGGAUGUGGCGUGUGUAAUGGUGACAAUAGUACAUGUAAUAUCCGAGAGGGAAAUUAUACUGAUGAUGUGGCACAAUGUUUUAUUUGCAUUCAUAGUGCAGGUCAAUAUCAAUCAGACAUUAACAGUCUUCACGACUGUCCGUGCAAAUUAUCAAUGCGUUUUCCGAUUUAUAAUGAACAUUUUAUUAAAGUAUGUAUAUUUUAUAUAGGGCAACGAAAAGAGUGGACAAAAAUUCCAGUUGGUGCAUAUAACAUAGAAAUGUCAUUUGUAUGGAAUGAUAUGAAGCAAUAUUACACAGAAAUAUUUUCUAAAGAGGGAAAACCAAUUAUAACGAGUAGCAUAGCCGGUGAUAGCAGGAUAUUUCAAACUGGAGAAAAUCCAAUUAAUUUUGGCGGAACUUUGUGGCAUAAUGAUGCUUUUGUUGCGGUAAUGCAUGCCAAAGGACCAUUGACAAAGCCAGUGGUUGUGAAGGUGUAUAGCAUGGGAUCAAACACUAAUACUCGAAUGCAGUAUCUGUAUUCUGCGCCAACUAAUAUUGAUUCGUGUACUGGGACAUGUGAGAAUGGUGGUACAUGGAGUACAGAUAUGUGUGCUUGUGAUUGUCCUACUGGAUAUACGGGGAAUCUAUGUACCAGUCAAUGCUCAACGCAAUGUAAUAAUGGAGCUGCCGUUAACGAAUCCAACUGUGAAUGUAUAUGCAAUGAAAAACAGUACGGAAGCAAAUGUAAUUGUCGAUAUCCCUUUACUGGUGGAUACUGUAACACGUGUAAACAUGUAACUUGUGACAAUAAUGGUGUAUUUAAUGCUAUAUCAUGUCGUUGUGAAUGUUUACCUGGUUAUGGUGGACUUCAGUGUGAUGUAACGUGUGCAGAUACAGGUGAUAACGCUACAUGUACGGCAGGAGCAGCCGCAGGAAAUUGUAUAUCAGAUAAUUUGAACAUGGAACAAACAUGCAUGGUAUCGUGCAAUUUGUGUGUUGAACAAUCACCUUCUGCUGUUCCCAGUACUACAACUUCAAGUGGAGCCAACUUCAGGAACUUUGAGUUAGAGAUCAUCAUUAUCAUUAUUGCGGUCGCACUGAUGUUCGGGAAAAGUUGAUUUUACAAGAAUUGUCAAAUGAUAAAAAGACUUAAUGUUCCUGUGCACAAGAGUAUUUUCAUGUUUAUAACGUUAAUUUUUAAAUUUUGGUUGACCAUGUUAUUUGUAAGUCUAUUCUUAAAAAGACUUAUUUGCAUAUAAAAUUUUGAUAACUUGGUCAACUUCAAUACCUCAAGUGAACAUAUAUAAAGGCAUUUCCAUACAAAAUAUAUUAUUUCCGUCCAAAAAAGUUUAUCUUUAUUAUGUUAUGUUCGAGUUCUGUUUUGUUAUUGUACGGGUAUAUUUUCACAAAGUAUUUCAUUUUAC
Mytilus trossulus (common blue mussel) is the source of this 3669-nucleotide messenger RNA. Its product is annotated as A disintegrin and metalloproteinase with thrombospondin motifs 18-like. Gene Ontology annotation, cellular component: extracellular matrix. The coding region runs from base 184 to 3363 and encodes 1059 amino acids. Gene Ontology annotation, molecular function: metalloendopeptidase activity. The transcript is spliced from 29 exons. Gene Ontology annotation, biological process: proteolysis; extracellular matrix organization. The record is from RefSeq and is a predicted model, not a curated record. Lineage: Eukaryota; Metazoa; Mollusca; Bivalvia; Mytilida; Mytilidae.